This is a messenger RNA of Drosophila kikkawai, 1186 nucleotides long. RefSeq names its product venom allergen-1-like. NCBI's taxonomy places the organism in Eukaryota, Metazoa, Arthropoda, Insecta, Diptera, Drosophilidae. The record is from RefSeq and is a predicted model, not a curated record.
UGCUGCACAGCCUCGUAGUUAUCCAUCAUGAAGGUACUUCUCACUCUGAUACCUCUGCUCCUGGGGACUAUAGAGUCCAAAGGAGACUCGGCACAAGCAAAUGCCUAUUGUCAGCCGCAGUUGUGUGAUUUGGGACAAAUGCAUGUGGCCUGUGAAUAUUAUUCAAAGUUGAAAGCGGAAAACCAAAGCUCCUGUCCCACCAAGGAGACGCGUCUGGUGUACUUUACCAUCAUCAAGGACAAGGUCCUGGAGCUGCACAACGAGCGUCGUUAUCGCCUGGCCAAUGGCAAUGACUCCCGCCUGCCGGAGGCUGCCCGCCUUGUGACGAUGCAGUGGAGCCCCGAGCUGGCCAUCCUGGCGGAGUUCAAUGCCCACAUGUGCCAGCUGGAAGAGGACGAUUGCCGCAAUUCGGCCCAGUUCCCGCAUGCCGGCCAGAAUGUGUUUGUGGUGAACAUGAAUCGGCGAGUGCCCAAGGAGGAGAUGAUCAAGCUAUAUCCACAGCUGCUGGCCAAUGCCACCGAGGCCUGGUGGUCGGAAUCGGACAAUAUAACCGCCGCGGAGAUCAAGAGAUUUCCCUGCGAGAAGAACAAGCCAAAAGGAUUCAGCCACUUUGCCAACAUGGCUGUUGAGGGCAACUCGCAUGUGGGCUGUGCCGGUGUCCGCUACGUGAUAGACAACAUCACCUACUUCAAGCUGACCUGCAAUUAUGCCCGGGCGCCGGUAUGCGGACAGCCGAUCUACCAAGCCACCCAGGGAUGCCAGGCGGGCAAGAAUUCGCAGUUCUCUGCCCUCUGCUCGCCCAAGGAGCUCUUCCUCUGAGCGGAGCUGGGUUUAACCGAUCCCAGGAACACUGCUCAUCCAUCCAUUCAUCCAACCAUCCAUCCAUCCAUUCAUCCUGUCCAGUGAAAUCCCAAACGACCGGCUGCUCUUGCAAAAUUCAAAGAACUCUCUCUCGCAAUGGAAUUUCUGCCAAUUUCCUGUGAUGAACCAGGCCCGAGGACAUUGGUGGGCCUGGCAGGAAGUGUCGAUGGUGGAGCAAUUACCUGCAUAACGGCAAAUAGCUACACUGAGAAAAAAUGUGUGUGGAAUUUAUAAAAAUAGGAGAUAUUAAUUAGGAAGAUGGGAACUAAUAACAAUAAUAUAACAAAUAAUACUAAAUCAAGAAUAAUGGAAUUAUAAAAAAAUA